AUGAAUCUGUCUUUGAAGCUGCAGAGCCCCGAGGAUUACAAGAUCUUUGCCGCGGGCUUCCCCUACGCCGACAAAUGUCCCAAUGGCUUCUUAGGACCGACGGCAUACUCUGCGAUCUUCUUAGAGCAUCAGGGAAAGCUUGGGAUGGACCUUUUGGACCCAUGCAAGAGCUAUCACCGUCAUCUAGCUGCCAGUGCACUGUCGACUCCAUCACACGACAUCAGUAAAUGCCACAGUGUUCAUAUCCACACCCCAAACGAAGCAGCUAUUAGAUUGGCAUUGAACAUCUUGAAUGCUUUGCCAAGCCAGGACGUAUGUGACAGACUCCUCGACCGCUACGUCGUGUUCGAGGAUCUUGUAACGCAUAAGCCAACCCUAACGUUUGCUCACAAAUCGCUGUGGGACACGUAUGGUCCGUAUCUCACAGCACCCAAAGACCCCAAAAAGCUUUCGUUCGUCUCGGAGAAAAUGUGCCGCAAUGCUUUCUGCUACCUACUAUGGAAGAGACACGGUACCCUGGUCUCAAGUGUCACGGCCCUUGGCCUCCACAGGGUUGUCGACGACGGCAUUCCAGACACGUUCAUGAUAACGGAGCUCCACAAAAGACAGUUCGCCAGAGUGUUUGUCCGCGAAAAGACAGUGGCAUCCCUGACAGGAAGACCGCCUCUACUGGGUCGUCGACAUAGUACAUGCCAACUCCCACUGGACCUGAGCGACGAGCAAUUGAUGGCAGAUGAACCAGAGUUGAGCAACAUAAAGAGCAAACUAGACGCGAAUGGGUGGAACACCUCAGGAGAACUCUACGCAUCAACGUGGGCUCGCGCUCUACUGUUGAUGAGCCUCGUUCGGGAAGAAGUCCUCGAGAUCUCGCUGAGCAUAUCGGACGACUGCUCUGAGCUCCUACCAGAGUAUGCUUACCCGGAGCCCAAGCUGAGUAAGACAGGACAGCAUUGUAGCCAGACCAUGCGGCGUUGCGAAGAACUCUACGCUCGUAUGCCGGAAGGCAUUCGCUUCAAAGCCGGUAAAAUCCCUACAUCCACUCACGUCUUACCUCGCCAGAUCGGUCUCCAUUUGGUCUAUCUACACUCUCUGUUCCUUCUUGAGAGGCUCUCUAUAUCUCGCACAUAUGCAAGCGGACAGCGACUGGUGGAUCUCGCGAUACAGAUUCUCGAUGACGUUCUAACCCUGUAG
Messenger RNA from Letharia lupina, 1191 nucleotides. RefSeq lists its product as uncharacterized. The transcript has 2 exons. Gene Ontology annotation, biological process: DNA-templated transcription. Gene Ontology annotation, cellular component: nucleus. The record is from RefSeq and is a predicted model, not a curated record. Lineage: Eukaryota; Fungi; Ascomycota; Lecanoromycetes; Lecanorales; Parmeliaceae. Bases 1 to 1191 code for a protein of 396 amino acids. Gene Ontology annotation, molecular function: zinc ion binding; DNA binding.